GAAAUAAGUAUGCCUUGUCUUUUCUCGUUGACCAGAGUCUUCAUCGACCAGUAAGAGUUGUCGAUACGGAUGAUACGAUUGACAAUUUAAAUUUCAGCCAGGGUCCAGUGGUACCGGUUGUCAGUUCAGAAGCUCAAAAAGAAUCGAAGAAAGAAAGGUGAGAUCUCCAGGUAGAAUCGAGGACGACCCAUGUUUGAGUUAUUGUGUCAGUUAACACAAAUUAAACGCGGUUUUCCGUAGCAGAAGUUCCACCGCGCCGACAGUCAAGGCUGACACUCGAGAGCUUAUGGAUGAAAGUAGUUCGUCUGCAAACCCAGGGUUAAAAGAAUGACUGGCCUUCUGGCUUCACCAACCAGCCGCUCCCAACCAGAGAAGGUCGCCGAGGUCUUCUUCCUUGGCAUCUUGUUUGUGAUAGCUUUGGUGGCAAACAGCACCAUAUGUUACGCCAUGCUACAGCCCUACCGUUUAAAGACCUCUUCAAAUCUGUUCCCUUUCUCGUUAGCAGUUGCCAACCUUAGUUUAGCCCUCCUGCACACUCCUUACACCAUGGCAUCGUUAAUAGUGGAUCAUUGGCCAUUCGAUAUCGCAUGGUGUCAAAUAUCAGGCAUGCUGAUAAAUCUGGUAUCAAUGGCGUCCAAUUUUUCCAUAGUACUUAUUGCAAUUCAUCGUUAUUAUCUCAUCGUCAAGCCUCUAUCUGACACAAUAAGUGUUCGUCGAGCAAAAACAAUGGUAGCAUUUGUGUGGUUCACGUCGUUAGUGACCGCCGUUCCACCCUUGUUUGGUUGGAAUUCAUACAGAUAUAUUCCUGGCAAAGCAUUUUGCUCAGUCGAUUGGCAAGAUGGCGGACCGGACCUGGUGUAUUCUGUAUAUCUCGUGGUGAUUAGUUUUUUUGUGCCGCUCGGGAUUCUUUUCUAUAUCUAUCGUGCUAUUUAUUUGAAGACAAAACGUCAAAGAAAAAAGACGGACUACAAUACACUUCGUGGACUGAGUGAUCAGGGUAGUUUUACCUAUCAACGUUCGCAAACUCUGUGUCAGAAACUGGCAUGUUGCUUAUCGAGGAACAAUUCACAAGGUAGUAAUUCCUCUCCUUCUACUUCGGAAAAAGGAAAUGUCUCUUCACCGGCCACAUCGAGGUCGUAUUCCUUCGAGCUAUCUCCCUCGAGGAGAGACAAUGCCCUCCAAAGGGAAGAAAUGAGAAGGCGAAGAGAAGUUAUAACGCGAAGUCUAACGCGCCAGAGUUCCAUCUAUGAGCAGAAAACGGUGCAGAAUGCUCUUGUUCUGCUUUUAACUUUUGUCAUUAACUUGGCACCGUAUUACAUCGUCGGUAUUUGGUCGGGUGCUUCUCAGAAGACCGCUUCCAACGGGUUAGAUUUCUUUGUGACAUUUUUGUUUGUUUGCAUGACAGCUGUCAAUCCUAUGCUGUAUGGGUUUUUUAAUCGCCAAAUAAGAAGAGUUGUUCUCAAGUCUACGAUAGGCCAGUUCGCUUGUCAGCUAUGUAAAUGUUGCGAUAGUGAUUUAGACACUAGGCCUGACGCUGCAACAACUAGACGAGGAAGAAAUACCCUGGGACCAGAUUCCGAAUGUUAAUGGGGUUUAGGAACAGGAAAGUAUUUAUAAUAGUAACUGAACUAAGUGCAGUACAAUUUGGCCUGAAAUCAUAUGCGUAAUUUCAAAAUCAAACGAGUGCGCAGCACAAGUUUGAUGUUAAAUUACUUGUAUGAUUUCAGAACAAAAUUCCCCGACACAAAGUUCAAUUACUACUUUAUUACAUCCAUUUUGAAAUCGCAAAAUUCAGUUGGUCAGAUAUAGGAUUUUAGUCCGUAAAAAUAUCGUACUGAUCCAGUAGUGGGCUGGUUCGUAGAAAGUUGCAAAAGCUGUUUUUCAUUUUGUUGCAAUUUGUUUGGUUUCUUUGAACAAACCUCGAGAUCUGAUUAGUUGUUGUAUCUUGGUAAAGCUUCCUCGUUCGCUGAGGGAAAGAUGCGAUUUAGAGCAAAACGUGGUGCGUGCGAUUCGUGAAUAAAUCGCACCAAUAAGAGCUUAUCAGAAUGCAAGGAUCACCACAUAUAUUAAAAUGGAUGUAAUCUAAAUCUUCUUGAUUUAGCUCGGGUCUAUAACAAGAAAGAAGAAGAAUUUCGAUAAAAGAUCAGAAGUGCGAUUGAAGAGACACACGAGAAGACAUAGUUUACAAAUCGUAAAUACAAGUACAAUAGAUUUUAAAUGCAAUGGAAGGAAAAUAGCUAUAAAGUGGUUAUUUAUUUUCAAGCCUCUAUUUAUUAAAGAACGACGAAAUAUUUUGAAAA
Pocillopora damicornis (cauliflower coral) is the source of this 2300-nucleotide messenger RNA. Its product is annotated as G protein-coupled receptor 161B. Lineage: Eukaryota; Metazoa; Cnidaria; Anthozoa; Scleractinia; Pocilloporidae. Gene Ontology annotation, biological process: G protein-coupled receptor signaling pathway. The record is from RefSeq and is a predicted model, not a curated record. Gene Ontology annotation, molecular function: G protein-coupled receptor activity. Gene Ontology annotation, cellular component: membrane.